Colletotrichum navitas is the source of this 1184-nucleotide messenger RNA. RefSeq lists its product as uncharacterized. The transcript has a single exon. The coding region runs from base 340 to 879 and encodes 179 amino acids. The record is from RefSeq and is a predicted model, not a curated record. Gene Ontology annotation, molecular function: protein binding. Lineage: Eukaryota; Fungi; Ascomycota; Sordariomycetes; Glomerellales; Glomerellaceae.
GGAUCUAGUCGCCACUCCAAAGGCUGAUUACCACAACUCUGAGAUGGGCCCAGGGACAAUGGAAGAACGGAUGAUAAGAAGCCCCGGCACACGUCUUAUCCUGAUUGAAAAUCGGAGUAAUAUUCAUGAUGGUAUGGGUGUGGAGGAAUUCAUCACAACUGCCUCUCCCGCACCCUCUAUGACAGACUCCGAUGUCUAUGCCACACCGAUGAGUGUGGCCAUUUACAGCCAUGCCACUGGUUCGGAGUCAGAUUCGGAUGACUGCGCCACCCCAAUGGAUAUCACUGUGGGCACCUUCUCCAACACUCCCGGCCAGAUGCCGAGAACUGUGCAACGCCGAUGGACCGCACCGUCGUCAAAACAUUCUUUAUUUCACAACAAGGAGCAUAUCCUGACAACAAUGCAACGCCCAAGGAUACGACCGCCGACGACUUGUCUGUCAGUCCAGAGUCAGAAUGUGCGACGCCAAUGGAGAUGGCCAUCACCGACUCCAUCGCCGUUUCAGAAAAAUGGUUCGACGAUGAGAUCCGCACAUCCGACUCCUCGGUCUACAAACGCUCGGUCAAGCUUACUGCGAGGACUCGCAUUUCGGGAGAGCCAAUCAAGGCCAUGGAAAACCGGCCACGGUUCGCAGCCAAGGCUGGCGGCCUCAAGGCUGUGGAAAAACUUCUGCGGCGAGGGGCGAUGAAUAUCGACUUCAGGUCAAAGGCCGGCAUGUCCGCUCUCUACCUGGCAACUUACCGCUGUCAUUCCGAAGUCUUAAGAUUCCCCUUAGACAAGGGCGCAAUGCUCGACACUGUGAGUUCCAAAAUGGAUUUCCGCCUGGCUGGCCGAAACGUAUCCAUCUUGGAUCCUCAUCGAUCUACCUGGCUGCCCUGAGGGGUCACCAAGAAUGCACCAGCAUCUUAUUGGAAAGAACAAAUGAUUACACAGUUCUUGAUCUUGAGGAGUUUGACGAUAUGGACGCUGAAUUGGACUUGGACCUUCGGAGACCGCUGUUGAAAACGACCAUGUGCAGCUUGCGGAAUUGUCAUUCGGUUUCGUGGAAAGAACUGGUUCAACAGAUCCGACGAGGAGUAUUACUAUGGAGAUGAGAAUCUCAUGACUAUAGCCACACGAAAUAAUUUAUUGGCAUUGGUCGCGCUUUUCCUAGAUCAUAGGAUGUCGCCAAACCUACAAUACGG